Messenger RNA from Scatophagus argus, 3885 nucleotides. Its product is annotated as mucin-5AC-like. Gene Ontology annotation, molecular function: protein binding. The record is from RefSeq and is a predicted model, not a curated record. Gene Ontology annotation, cellular component: extracellular matrix. Lineage: Eukaryota; Metazoa; Chordata; Actinopteri; Scatophagidae. The transcript has 27 exons. Bases 71 to 3721 code for a protein of 1216 amino acids.
GUGUGGGACCAGUUGGCUAAACCAUCCCUCUCUGGACCAGAGCUACUCUGUGAUCUCGAGAGCAGCCAGGAUGCCACUUGAAUGUGUGAUACCAUGGCUCAUCCUUUGCCUUGGACUAUCUGUAGAGACCGCAGCCAUGACUCAGAUGGUGACCAUAAUACCAGAAAUUACAGAAGUGACAACCUCGCACAACGGCCAGUUCUGCAGCACAUGGGGAAACUAUCAUUUUAAGACUUUCGAUGGACGUUUCUUCGAGCUUCCCUACACUUGCAACUACAUCCUUACGCAACAGUGUAAGGGAGGUUACGAGAAUUUCAAUAUUCAGCUCCGGCGGCAGGAGAUAAACGGGACCACCACCAUAAAGAAGGUCACUAUGAAUCUGGAGGGGGUCGUUGUGAAAUUAGUCAGCACUUCCAUCAAAGUCGAUGAUAAACUAGUCAGUGUCCCAUUCAGUCAGGGUGGAAUUACAAUUGGAAGAACUUCCUCCUAUGUCAAAAUCGAGGCAAAGCUGGGUUUGGUCGUCAUGUGGGAUGAAAAAGACACCUUGUGGGUUGAGAUGGAUGCCAAAUUCCAGAAUCAGACUUGUGGUCUGUGUGGUGACUUCAAUGGAGUUUAUGAUGCUGAGUUCGUCAAACCAGAAACAGGGGAGCCUGUAUCUCUUGAAUAUUAUGGGAACCUCUGGAAAAUUGAUGAUCCUACUGAAAACUGUGCAGAAAUCACCUCUACAGCCACACAGACCUGUACAGAUGAGGAAGACCUCUGUAAGAACCUGCUGUCAGGACACGCGUUCCACAGCUGCAAAGAGCUGAUUGAUACUGACUCCUUCAUCCACGCCUGUGUGAAAGACUUGUGCUACUGUAACAGCAGCGCUUCAUGCUUGUGUUCAACCCUAUCAGAGUACUCCCGUCAGUGCUCGCAUGCGGGCGGGAAACCACAGCAAUGGAAGACCGCACAACUGUGUGGAAAAACAUGCCCUUUCAACAUGGAGUAUAAGGAGUGCGGUAAUCCCUGUACUGACACCUGCAGCAAUCCCCGGAGAAGUGAAUUGUGCGACGAUCACUGCAUAGACGGAUGCUUCUGUCCUCCUGGGACUGUACUUGACAACAUUGAUCAAAGUGGGUGUGUUGCUGUUGAACAGUGCUCCUGCUUACACAGUGGCAAACCAUACAAAGCAGGGGAGUCAUACUCGACGCAGUGUAAAAAUUGCACCUGUGUGGCAGGUCAGUGGAACUGUGUGGAGAAGGACUGCCCUGGUAUCUGCUCUGUUCUGGGUGGCUCCCACAUCUCCACCUAUGAUGACAAAACAUACACUUUCCAUGGAGACUGCUCUUAUGUUCUCUCCAAGGAAACUAAUGGUAGUUUCAGUAUCCUUGGUGACCUGAUCAAAUGUAAAAAAUCUGAUAAAUCAACUUGCCUGGCCGCAAUCACUCUGCUACUUCCUGAACAAACGAUGAUUAAAGUGGAAGACAGUGGGGAGGUUUUGAAUAACAAACAGAUCUCCAAACUGCCUCUUUUCACAGAUAACAUAAUGGUCUUCAAGCCAUCAACAUUCUUCAUUGUAAUCCACACCACCUUCGGACUUGAUCUUGAGAUCCAGCUCACACCCAUUAUGCAGGUCUACAUCAAAGUCAGUGUUUCCAACAAAGGAAAACUCAGCGGGCUUUGUGGAGAUUUCAAUGAUGUGGAAGUUGAUGACUUCAGAACCACAAAUGGACUGAUUGAGGGAACGGCUAGGACAUUUGCAAACACAUGGAAGACCGACACAAGCUGCCAUGAUGUGGAAAAUUCUCCUAAAAACCCCUGCAGUCAGAGUGUAAACAAGGAGAAAUAUGCCAAAAGCUGGUGCACCUUGCUGUCAGACCCAAAAGGGAUUUUUGCCCAGUGCCAUACUGAAAUAAACCCAAAAGAUUACCAAGAUUCUUGUAUUUAUGAUGCCUGCGCCUGUGAAAACAGUGAGGAGUGCAUGUGUGCUGCCUUGUCCUCCUAUGUUCAAGCAUGUGCUGCCGAAGGUGUCUUACUGAAUGGCUGGAGGGACACCGCAUGCAAGGGAGACAUGACUCGCUGCCCCCCUGCCUUUGUGUAUGAGUACCAGAUGACAAGCUGUGGUCGCACUUGUCGCUCUCUUAGUCAGUCAGACUCAACAUGUGAGGUUCAGCACACCCCGUUUGAUGGCUGUGGCUGUGCAAAAGGAACUUAUCUAAAUGAGGAUGGACAGUGUGUGGCAGCCUCACAAUGUCCUUGUCAUGUUGGAGAGAAGGUGGUACAUCCUGGACAAACCAUCAGGGUCCAUGGACAAACUUGUUCUUGUUAUAGUGGAAAACUAAGUUGUACAGGAACCCCCACAACUGAAUCAUGCACCGAUCCAAUGGUUUUUGUCAACUGCUCAAUUGGAAAGCCAGGUGCUAUGGGAUCAGAGUGCCAAAAAAGCUGCCAGACACUGGACGCAGACUGUGUCAGUACACAGUGCAUCCCAGGCUGUGUAUGUCCUGAUGGCCUGCUGUUAGACAGUAAUCGAGGCUGUAUUAAGGAGGAGCAGUGUCCCUGCAUAUAUAAUGGAGAGUCCUAUUCCUCAGGAGAGAGUGUCACUGUAGACUGCAAUACCUGCACCUGCAAAAGCAGAAAAUGGGAGUGUAGUGAUCAUGAGUGUGAUGGAACCUGUACCAUGUAUGGAGAAGGGCAUUACAUCACUUUUGAUGACAAGAAAUUCUCCUUUAAAGGGGAUUGCAACUAUGUCUUCGCUCAGGAUCACUGUGAGGACAAUAUGAAUGGCACCUUCAGGGUUCUGACUCAGAGCAUCCCAUGUGGAGGGACUGAAAGCAUUUGCUCCACUAAUAUCAGGCUCUACCUAGGGAACAAUGAAAUUGUUCUUUCAGAGGAAAAUAUCAAAAUUGUCAAACAAAGCAAAGGGGAGGAGAUACCCUAUCAGAUUCACACUAUGGGUAUAUAUCACGUCAUUGAGGCAAAGAAUGGUCUUGUUCUCAUUUGGAAUCAGAAGACAACACUCAUGAUUAAACUUAGCCCCACAUUCAAGGGAAAAGUCUGCGGUCUGUGUGGGAAUUUCGAUGGCAACAUCAAGAACGAUUUCACCACUAGAAACAAGGAAGUUGUGGUUGAAGCACUAGAGUUUGGAAACAGCUGGAAAAUGCUGUCGACCGAAAUGCAAUGCCCGAAUGCAAUACCACUAAAUGAUUCCUGCAGUCUCUAUUCACACAGGAAGGCAUGGGCAUUAAAACACUGUAACAUUAUCAAGAGUGAUGUAUUUUCGAGUUGCCAUUCAAAGGUGGAACCGGAACACUAUCAUGAUGCCUGUGUGACAGACACAUGUGCCUGCAAUACAGGAGGAGAUUGUGAGUGUUUCUGCUCGGCUGUAGCAGCUUAUGCAGCGGCCUGUAAUGAGGCUGGAGCCUGUGUGAAAUGGAGAACUCCAACGAUCUGCCCUCUGUUCUGUGAUUAUUAUAACCCUGAUGGAGAGUGUGAAUGGCACUACCAUGCUUGUGGAAAACCAUGCAUGAAGACAUGCAAGAAUCCCUCAGGAAAGUGCUACAAUCAGAUCCCGGCAUUAGAAGGCUGUUAUCCAAGUUGCCCACCUGAACAGCCUUAUUUGGAAGAAGUUACCAUGAAGUGUGUGUCACAGGAGGAAUGUGGCUGCUAUGACAGGGAGGGAAAUCAUUAUAAAGAAGGGGAGGUUGUGCCUUCACAAGAUAACUGUUACAGCUGGUAAAAAAAAAUUCCAUCUCUAUUUGUCAUCACAAUAAGUACUAUAACCAUCUGCAGUUAAAUACAGUGAUACUGUCAUAGCUAAAUGAAAAUGAAUUUAAAAAUGUAUGGGACAACUUUCAUGUUUCCAGGAGCACACUGAUUUCUCUGGUGAUUUAAUCAGUAAAA